Molecule: messenger RNA, 1512 nt
Organism: Phaethon lepturus (White-tailed tropicbird)
Lineage: Eukaryota; Metazoa; Chordata; Aves; Phaethontiformes; Phaethontidae
Gene: ZBTB37
Product: zinc finger and BTB domain containing 37
Exons: 3
Coding region: 1-1512 (503 amino acids)
Biological process (GO): regulation of transcription by RNA polymerase II
Molecular function (GO): protein binding; RNA polymerase II cis-regulatory region sequence-specific DNA binding; DNA-binding transcription factor activity, RNA polymerase II-specific
Source: RefSeq, a predicted model, not a curated record
AUGGAGAAGAGUGGGAACAUACAGCUGGAGAUUCCUGACUUCAGUAACUCUGUCCUGAGCCACCUGAAUCAGCUACGCAUGCAGGGUCGCCUGUGUGACAUCGUGGUCAACGUGCAGGGGCAAGCUUUCCGCGCUCACAAGGUGGUCCUGGCUGCCAGCUCGCCCUACUUCCGUGACCACAUGUCCUUGAACGAAAUGAGCACCGUUUCCAUUUCUGUCAUCAAGAACCCUUCUGUUUUUGAGCAGCUCCUUUCCUUUUGUUACACCGGUAGAAUAUGUCUGCAGCUGGCUGACAUCAUCAGUUACCUAACAGCUGCCAGUUUCUUGCAGAUGCAGCACAUCAUAGACAAAUGCACACAGAUUCUUGAGGGAAUUCAUUUCAAAAUUAACGUCGCAGAAGUGGAAGCAGAAUUGAGCCAGACCAGGACAAAGCAUCAGGAGAGACCACCGGAGUCUCACCGGGUGACACCAAAUCCCAACCGUUCUCUGAGCCCGCGUCACAACACCCCGAAGGGGAGUCGCCUCGGCCAGGUUAGCACGGUGCUGGACAUUCGGGAGCUCAGCCCGCCCGAGGAGUCCACCAGCCCGCAGAUAAUUGAGCAGAGUUCGGAUGUGGAAAGCAGGGAGCCCAUACUACGGAUUAACAGAGCGGGACAGUGGUACGUUGAGACGGGAAUGGGAGACCGCGGGGGACGGAAUGAUGACGACGUCCGGGUGCUGGGAGGAGUGCGCAUUAAAAUGGAGAAUCUGGAGGAGUGGCUCGGGGCAGAGCAUCAGCCGUCGGGAGAAGAUGGGAGCAGCGCUGAGGAGGUCACUGCUAUGGUGAUCGACACCACAGGCCACGGAUCGAUGGGCCAAGAGGCUUACGCGUUAGGGUCCUCCUGGGCCAAAGUGGUCAGGCCAACCAGCAGUGAGAUUGACAGAUUUAGCCCUUCUGGCAGCAUGGUUGCUGUGACUGAGCGGUACAGAUCAAAAAGCGAGUCUCCCAGGCGGAUGGAUGAGCCCAAGCAGCCCAGUUCCCAGGGGGAGGAAUCCGUCAUGCACGGAGUGAGCGGUUAUGUGGAAUAUCUGCGGGAGCAGGAGGUUUCAGAGCGCUGGUUCCGGUACAACCCACGGCUCACUUGUAUUUACUGCGCCAAAUCCUUCAACCAGAAAGGCAGCCUGGACCGGCACAUGCGCCUCCACAUGGGCAUCACGCCCUUUGUCUGCCGCAUGUGUGGGAAGAAGUACACCCGCAAGGAUCAGCUGGAGUAUCACAUCCGCAAGCACACAGGCAACAAGCCCUUUCAUUGCCACGUCUGUGGCAAAAGCUUCCCAUUCCAGGCCAUCCUCAACCAGCACUUUCGCAAGAACCACCCUGGCUGUAUGCCUCUGGAGGGGCCUCACAGCAUCUCCCCCGAGACCACCGUCACGUCUCGGGGGCAGGCAGAGGAAGAAUCUCCUCCGCAGGAGGAAGCUGUUGCUGUGGGGGAGACGGCACAGGGAUCUGUGUCCACGACUGGGCCAGAUUGA